GGGUUACGGCAUGAUCACUCUAGCAUCCACGCUCCUUGCUCAGCAACCGUCACCAACCCUCGACAACGACUCCUCUUCGCGUCCUUUGUCGUUGCAAGUGGCCUUCUUCUACGCCUCCCUCUAUCUCAUCGCCUUCGCACAGGGUGCUGACAAGCCUUGUGGCCUUUCCUUUACCGCCGAUCAAUUUGACCCUGACCACCCUAGUGAAUGCGCAGCCCGCGGCUCCUUCUUCAAUUGGUGGCACUUUUCCAUAGCCGUUGGUAUAGGUAUCGCCAUUAAUGUCGUAAGCUACAUCCAAGAGAAUUUUGGUUGGGGAAUUGGUUUUGGCAUGCUAUGCACCGUAAUGAUUUGCGCCUUCGUCGUGUUCCUCCUUGGCAUUCCUACCUACCGCCUCCACAUGUCCAUCACUGGCUCCGGUAGCCCCUUUGCCCGUCUCGGCCGAAGUUUCAUUACUCUUGCCAAGAACUCAAGCUUCUUCUUCCGCACUAAAAGACACCAGAAUGAAGAUGAAGAUGCCACAAGCAACUUGGAGGAGGCACGCGGCAUGCUAAGGCUAUUGCCAAUCUGGGUUGCAUGCCUAGCAUUUGGCGUGGUGUUCGCGCAAAUAACUACACUCUUUAACAAGCAAGGCCGUACCCUUGAUCGUCGUAUCUUUGGCGGCCUAGAGAUACCAUCAGCCACGUUGCAAACGUUCUGGCCAGCAGCUGUCCUAUUGUUCGUGCCUCUCUACGACCGUGUUCUAGUGCCGGCAUUGCGUUGCGUGACAGGCAUCCCAUCAGGAUUGAUGCUGUUGCAGCGAAUAGGCACGGGCAUGGCUGUGUCACUAGCCGCCAUGUGUGUGGCCGCGUUGGUGGAGGCUCGGAGGCUAGAGAUGGCGCGGCAACACGAACUGGUUGACGAUGGUGGUGCGACGGUGCCGAUGAGCUGGGCAUGUCUAGUGCCACAGUACAUGAUGGUCGGGGUGGCGGAUGUGUUUGUGAUAGUUGGGAUGCAGGAGUUCUUCUAUGACCAGAUGCCUAAAGAGCUUCGUAGCCUUGGGAUAGCGCUCUACUGCAGUGUGAUUGGCGUUGGCGGCUUCAUAAGUGGCGCUCUUAUUUCACUCAUUGACCGCAUCACCCGUAGCGGUGGCGGCGACAGCUGGUUUUCUGAUAACCUCAAUCGCGCCCACCUCGACUACUUCUACUGGGUGCUCGCUGGCCUUAGUGCCACCGAGCUUGUGCUCUACAUCUACUUCGCUAGAUCCUACGUCUACAAGGACAAAAGAGACCGUGCAGAGUGACAACCUAGAAUUAGCAGUGGUUCUAUUUAUGCAUCGAUCGAUGUAGUGGAUGACAGUAAACAUACUUUUUUACUCCACUGGACUGUUGUAACUUAUGUGGUAUUUGAAGAAUAUGUAUCUUCUGUUUACGUUUUAGUUUUUCUCCUGGAUCGCACUUGGCUUUGUAAUAAACUUGUGAAUGUAUAAAAAGCAAUAAAACCUUUCCUUUACAAGGAAAA
This is a messenger RNA of Triticum urartu, 1497 nucleotides long. Lineage: Eukaryota; Viridiplantae; Streptophyta; Magnoliopsida; Poales; Poaceae. The record is from RefSeq and is a predicted model, not a curated record.